GAUUCGACUUUGAGUUUGAAGAAGCCCACCACUCCCGAAAGACAUUCCCCGCUAUUUUGAAAGCAUUGCAAGAAGUUGCACUGAUUUCAACUUCCAGUAAACGCACACGAACUUUGCAAUCGUUGGAAGCAAAGCCCCAACAAUAACACAAUUCCUUUGUUUAUUUAUUGUGAGCAAGCUCUUCUUGGAAGCCUAGAGCUGUAUACUGUUGAAGUUAUUGGUAACAUGUCUGAGAAUCCAGUGCAGGCCUUAUUUUAUAACUUUGAGAAAGUCGCAAGUUUUGUUCAACAUCAUGUAUCUAAUUUUAUAGGCCAUCAUAUCCAGUCAUCAGGAACCGGCUCUGUCAAUGCCUCUAUCAAAGCUCCGGUUGUGAAAACUACAUCUUCUGGACAACCCCGUGGUCCUGUUGUCAAGGGUAAAUCGUCUACCCCUGUGACUAAAGAAGAGCUUGGAAGGGCUACAUGGACUUUUCUUCACACUCUUGCUGCUCAGUAUCCAGACAAUCCUACAAGACAACAGAAGAAGGAUGUAAAAGAACUGGUACAGAUCUUGUCUCGAAUGUACCCGUGCAGUGAAUGUGCAGAUCACUUUAAAGAAGUUCUUAGAUCAAAUCCUGUACAGUCUGGGUCACAUGCUGAAUUUUCUCAGUGGCUAUGUCAUGUGCAUAAUGUUGUCAAUAGAAGCAUCGGCAAACCAGCAUUUCCCUGUGAACGAGUCGAUGCAAGGUGGGGAAAACUUGAGUGUGAGCAGAAAGCAUGCGAGAUUAUUGGAAGUACAUCAAUUUUUAACUAAACAGUAGAAACUCUUUUUAGGGAAAUAGUUACAAGCUAUGCAUUGAAUUAGAACCGUUUAAUACAUCUUUUUUAUAGGACAAGAUUGGUGUUAUCUCGUGACAUUGUACUAGAGUAUGCCAGUAAAUCAUGUUACUAUAUUGUAUCCAACAAAACAAACUUUGUUUAGUCUAUAAAAUUUAAAACAUAUUAAUUUUAUUUUCUAUAAAUUUUGUUGUUUUUUUUCAAUUCUUGCUUUAAUUAAAAAGUAUUUUUUAAUAUUUCC
Messenger RNA from Vicia villosa (hairy vetch), 1056 nucleotides. RefSeq names its product FAD-linked sulfhydryl oxidase ERV1-like. Gene Ontology annotation, molecular function: flavin-dependent sulfhydryl oxidase activity; flavin adenine dinucleotide binding. The coding region runs from base 226 to 792 and encodes 188 amino acids. The record is from RefSeq and is a predicted model, not a curated record. Gene Ontology annotation, cellular component: mitochondrion. Lineage: Eukaryota; Viridiplantae; Streptophyta; Magnoliopsida; Fabales; Fabaceae. The transcript has 8 exons.